Molecule: messenger RNA, 32559 nt
Organism: Procambarus clarkii (red swamp crayfish)
Lineage: Eukaryota; Metazoa; Arthropoda; Malacostraca; Decapoda; Cambaridae
Source: RefSeq, a predicted model, not a curated record
UCACCCGCCGAUGACUGGGACAUCAACGCUCUCAGCAGCUCAGUCGUCGCUAACUCAUUUACUUCUGAACAGUGAUUGUAUUUUUCAAGUUCUAGUGAAUACUGACCAAGAGGAAGUCAAGUUUUUCUGUGAUAUAUAGAGAUAUUAUGAGGUUAUUUAGGCCUCUCUUCGUCACCAUGAGUUCGAAGCGAAAAAAGACGACAUUUGGGCUGAUUAUCGUGCUGCUGGUAGCCGCCUUGAAAGCGCGGGAGGUCGAAAGUCUCCAGGAGCCAUCCACUGAUGACUUGGCUUCCAGGCGACUAAGGCAGGUGGAGAGUGGGCCCGCUGCUUCCAGGUCCACGGCGUCCCCCGUCCUCUGGCACUGCUACUUCGACAGUGACAUGUGUGGCCUGGUGCUGACGGGACGAGCCACGUGGUUGCUCACCACCUGGGCUAACACCACGCAACAUAACCAUGACUUGUCGUGCCUGUCGAUACAAGGACUAAGUGGGUGGAGCGGGAGGGCGGCGCUGCCCCAGCUGCGCGCCCGCGGCGCCCUCUGCUGCCUCUCCUUCUGGUACAUGAUAGAGUCCGCAGGCCGGGGCGACCUCUCCGUCCUCGUCACGAGGAGUGACGGAGGGGAGGAAAGCGUGUGGACUCGCAGCCAGCCCGGAGGCCUCACUUGGAUCUUUGCCACUGUCAACGUCCCCGUCGACGGCUCCACAAUGGUGGAGUUCGUGGGUGUACUUGGUGAUAACAGCGAGGGCGUCAUGGCUGUGGACGAUGUCUUUAUGCUGGCUGAGUCGUGCGACAGCGUCUUGCCAACCCUCGACCCCAACAGUAAUGGUUGCGACUUUGAGGAGAGUGAGGCUUGCGGGUUCACCACCACAGGGAGCUGGGCUCGGGUCUUCCCUCGCCAUGACAACAACACGCACCACGUCCCCGUAGACCACACUUACAACACUGGUUAUGGUCACUACAUGGAGGCGGCACUGGACCCGUCUAACACAGAAGGCGUUGUGGGCCACCUCAUCUCCCCAAAUAUCUAUCAUUCCGAAGGUGUGCAGCAGUGCGCUUCCUUCUGGUACGUCCACAAUGGCGCCACCAACAUGGACUUGCUCUCUGUGUUAGUUAACAUAUCCGGAAGCCUAGACAACACGCUCUGGUAUGAAAGAGCCAGCUACGUUGACACAUGGUUGAGUGCCUGGGUGCCUGUUCCUGCUGCUGCUGCUACGAAGGAGCUCCAUCUGGUGUGGGAGGCAUGGCAGAGCGCCAGGGAGGAUCAUGCCACUUUUGCAGUAGACGACAUCACUAUCGUUCCUCAGCCCUGUGAUGGUAUUGGAACUUGCGACUUCUCGAGAGGUUCGUGCGGGUGGCAGAACGUGGUGGGUGUCGGCAACAGGUCGGACGACGCCGACUGGAUCAUCGGGUGCGGCGUCGACGGCCAGGACCUCGCCACUCCCGACGCCGACCACACCGGAGACGCUGAAGGGAAGUUCCUCUAUGCGGACACUGCCUUCACCCAGAAGGGCCUGGCCAUCCUCCAGAGCCAGAUGUUAAUCCCUGAACAGCACGACAACUUCUGCUUCCACUUCUGGUACUUCCUCCAGGGAACGGUGGAUGACGCCCUGUGGAUAAAGGUGGGAGACGGUAGCCAGGAGAGUGAGGUGUGGCUGGACACCGCCUCCGAGGGUCAGUGGAUGGAGGGACAGGUUCACAUCAAUACUGACCAGCUCUUCAUUUCAACAUCCUAUCAGAUCUUACUAGGCGCAAUGCGAAACUCGGAUUAUGCCAAAAUAUCUGUGGACGACUUCACCUUCACUCGCUUCUCAGGGGAGUGCCCGCACCUGCCCACAGCCGCCACCGCAGCCCCCUCAUCCUCCACCCUCACUCCACCUGGGAGUGUGACGUGCGACUUCAGCGAGGACGAGUGCGGGUGGGUGAACGUGGACGCCCGAGGCAUUCACUGGCAACACAACAAUGAAGCAGGCGACAUGGAGCUGGUGCUGGAGGGGACAGAGUCGAAUCAGUACUACCUGGGAGUGAUGAGAAGUCCGGUCUUCACCAUAGCAGAGAGCACGAGCAGCUGCCUCUCACUCACCUGGUUCAUGGUCACCCAAUACGAAGCUCAUUUCUCAGUCGUUAUCCAAGAUGAGUUUGGGCAAGAUCUUGACUUUCUCAUGAACGUCAACGAUGGCUCAAAUGACCAGUGGAAGUCGACCAACAUGGACCUCUCUAAGGCUGGCUCCUUCAGGAUAGCCAUCAAGGGCACGGUCACCAGCCAGUGGCAGGGCUCCAUGGCCUUCACCAGUGUGGAGCUGCUCGACAAGCCUUGCUCCGAAGAGGUGAAGGGUGGCGGGCUGUGGUGUGACUUCGAGACCCCGGAGGAGUGUGGCUUCCGCAACUCCCUGCCAGGGGACACCACCGUCUGGACGUGGGGCUCCAGCUCUCCUAACCUCGACCACACUCUCGACAGCCACUUGGGUCACACGAUGUACUUGGACGUGUCGACGGUGGGUAAAGGCAAGCUGGCCCACCUGGUGACCCCAGCCAUCAGCCCCGAGGACCAGACCUUCUGCCUCACCUUCUGGUUCUACAUGUUGGGUCAGGACGUGGCCACCCUCACGAUAUACGCAGUACAGAACAAGACGCAAAGUCUGCCACUGUGGACUCAACACCAGUCCUUCCGGGAGGAGUGGCGAGGCGCCUCCGUCUCCACCUUCGUCAACCUUGACGCCAACUUUUCGGUGGUGUUUGAGGCAUUCACUGGAAAGGACACGUGGGGAUCCCUUGCUAUUGAUGAUGUAAUGAUAACACCAGGAUUCUGUCCUGACCCUGCCACUUGCACCUUCGAUGAUGGCCUCUGUCUUUGGACUCAGUCUUAUAGUGAUGACUUGGAUUGGGAAGUUGUCAAUGUGGCAGGAGACCUUCAUGAUCAUACCAAUGAAUCGGGGAAUUUUCUGGCACUUAGGAUUGACACAUCAGCUUCCCCAGAUAAAUCAGCAGUACUAGAGUCACAGCCAGUGGAACUGCUGGAGGCAGCUUGCUUCUCCUUCUGGUAUAAUAUGUGGGGAUCAAAUGUAGGACGCUUAAAGGUUGAUAAUAGUGGCCCUGACUUUACUAAGGUGACAUUAUGGGAGCUUGCAGGCCCACAGACCGAGGGCUCAGAAUGGAAAUAUGCAACAUUAUCUGUCCCUCCUGCUGGUGCAUUUAAUAUGAUCACAGUAGAAGGGAUAAUAGGUAAUAUUGGAAAUGGCACCAUUGCUAUAGAUGGCAUUGAACUGAAGAAUGUGGAGACUUGUAUCUUUGAACCUCCUGAAGCAGAAGUAGGCACACCAGCACCCAUGACAACUACUCCUGUCCCAACACCAUCUCCUGGAUACAGUUUCUUCUGUGAUUUUGAAGACUCAACUAAUGCAUUUUGUGACUGGCAGGAUCUUUCUGACCAAGAUUUCAAGUGGACCAUCGUAAAGGGUGCUCUGAAUAUAGAAGGCAUAGGUCCAGUGGGAGAUCAUACCACAGGCUCUGGACACUAUUCCACUACUUUCCGGAAUGCUGAUGCAUUGGUUGAAGUUGUGUCUGUCCUGGCGAGCCCUAGCAUAGAAAGUACUCAGAUUAAGUGCUUUGUCUUCUGGUACUUCCUAUGGGGAGACACUGUCACACUCACAAUGAAAGUGAAUGCAGUCAACAACUGGAGUAGGAAAGGCAGUCAAGGUAACAAGUGGGUGCCAGCUAAGGUGGACAUCAAUACUAAAAACCAAAGCUUGGAACUAAUCCUGGAAGCUGUUCUUGGGGAAGAUCAUGAAGACUCUUACGUCUCUCUUGAUGACACAUAUUACUACAAUGUCACCUGUGAAAAUGUAGAUGUUGGCACCAGGACUGAGCGCCAGUGUGAUUUUGAAGAGGCUGACUUAUGUGACUGGGGACAGGUGAUUGAGGAAGAUAAUGCUAAUUGGGACUGGGUUAAUGGCUCUCAAGGAGCUGCAGGAAGUGAUCAUUCAUAUAAUGCACCCAAUGGCCACUACCUGGAAUUAACCUCAAUCAUGCAGGGAUCAGGAACACAAAAAAAGGCUAUGUUGCAGUUACCACCAUUCCAGAAUAUGCCAGCAGGUGAUUAUUGCUUUCAGCUCUACUACAUUCGCUUCGGUGGGGUCCGCAUUGGCAACAUCAGCAUUUUGGUGGAAUUUGCAGGAAUCAUUACACCAAUUCUGGAGUUGAAUGAUAAAGAAGGUACUAUGAACUGGACACUUAUACAGCAGACUUACAAAAAUAAUGCACAUCUUGCCACUGUUGGAUUUGUUGUAAGUGGUGAAGUGGGCGCAGCUUCAGCAGAUGCUGGCGAGUCUGUGAUAGCAAUAGAUGACUACUCCUUUACUACCACUGCCUGUCCACAGCCAGGAUCUUGCACUUUUGAAGAUGCUCACAUGUGCAUGUGGCAUGUGGAGAUGUCUGAGGAUGUUGUAUGGCAGCUAACUGAUGGACGAGAGAGCCAUAGUAAUGGUCCAAAAGUUGACCACACCACCAAUACCUCUUCAGGUGGUUAUGUAAUGGUGGAAGAUUCUGGUGAGCACGCUAACACAGCUACUGCCUUGGUCAGUUCCCACAUACCAAAUGAUGUGUAUGGAUUUUGCUUCAGUUUUUUCUAUUCUAUGAGUGGAGAUGAUGAAGCUCGCCUGAAGAUUUCAUCACGAAGUGAUGAUGGCAAGAAUAUCAUAUGGUCUCUUACAGGGCAACAAGGCCCUGACUGGCUCUAUGGACAGGUUGGCAUUCCUGGCUCUACCAGGGGAGAAUUUGAAAUUGUUAUUGAAGGGGUAACUGGGUCCUACUCCUCUGGCUGGAUUGCCCUGGAUGACCUGUUUACUUCUACUGGUGACUGUGUCACUCUACCCUCAGCGGCUACACCAACACCGUUACCUUCUACAACACCUAACCCACCUAGUGACAUUUUCAACUGUGACUUCGAAGAAGAUAUGUGUUCAAUGAUCCAGGUUACAUCGGACGAUUUUGAUUGGUUUUACCAACAUGAAGAAGAUGACUUUGAGCUUCCUCCUGGAGGAUACAUGCUAAUGGAUGCCACGGGACAUAGCAAUAAAGAGAAAGCUGUCAUUAAAACUCCUGAGAUUACUUAUCUUGGCCUCCAGUGUAUUAGUUUCAGGUACCGGUUUAUAGGAUGUGAGUCUGGUGUGCUACUGAUGUUCUUUAGUUUUCGUGAGACCCGUAGUGAGGCAUUAUGGCAGCGACACACCACCACAAUACCUGAUUGGAUCUCUGCUAAUAUUGAGUUGAAUGCUGGAGAUGCCUACUCGCUAGAAUGGGAAGCCCAAGUUGUUGGGGAAGAUUCCCUCAUUCUUUUGGAUAACAUUGUGAUCACAGCAGAAGGAUGUCCUGUCGAACGCCAGACUUGUAACUUCGAAUACGAGAGUCAAACUGACUUAUAUUGUGGAGGAUACCAGUCGGGUUCACCAACUGACUUCCAGUUCUUCCGCACCUAUGCUGCCGAGUCUGCACACAAGUAUUCCAGUGAUGAUCACACAUACCAGUCUGCUUAUGGUUACUAUGUUGUUCUUGACUUUGCGAAGGCUUCAACGGGUGGACAGGUAGCUACCAUGGAUGGCCCAAACAUAUUAGAAGAUUCCAAUUGCCUCACCUUUUGGUACCAGUUUAAAACUGUUGAUACAACUGCUUUUCGAGCCAUAACUAAUGACACACAAGAUAUAAUUUUCUCAGUAGAAGUGGGAACUGGCAGCUGGUGGCAGCUCGGUUCAGGAAAAGUGCCUUCCUCUACAAGUACACGCCACGUAGUCUUCCAAGCUUUCUUUGGUGGGACUCCAGAUGGCUAUGUAGAAAUUGAUGACAUCAAGCUUGACAACUCUGAUGUUUGCCCUACACAUGGGAGUUGUAAUUUUGAGAUUGAUACCUGUGGAUGGACCAACACUGGUUACCUGGAAUGGGUAUUCUCAAAACUUGAGGAAGACAAAAUUGGACCUCUCACCACCACCUGCCUCAUGUUUGUCACACCAACAAGUUAUCUUGUGGGCAAGAAUGCCUCUCUAAAUUCUCCGAUUCUUCUGCCCUAUUUAAACUGUGUUCAGUUUUGGUAUAAGAAGUUGAUAGAUGCCCCAGCAUCAUUAGUAGUUAAUGUAGCUCCAAGAUCUGAGUUCUCUGAUGAUUACAUUGAGAUCCCAGUUUGGCAGCUGCCUCAAAGUGAUGAACAGUGGCAUCAAGGACAGUUUCCAAUACCUGUUUAUUCAGUGGGCAAUAUGCAGGUUAUUUUUGUAGCAGAGCGGCUUGAAGGUGAUUGGAUCUUGGGCCACAAUGAUGGUUUGAUAUUCCUAGAUGAUGUGGAGAUCCUUACCAAUGCUGACUGUUCCCUGGUUCCUCCUGAUGCCAUUCCUACCAGUACCACCAUAGCAAUGUCCACACCAAUACCUACUGUACCACCCAGUGCAGCAUCAUGUGACUUCUCAAAUGAGGAUUUCUGUGAUUGGAAAACCCUCUCUGGAAAGGCCAGCUGGAGCAUUCAAAGUGGAGCCUCUGAUACACAUUAUGUUGGACCUUUAGCAGAUCAUAGCACAGGUGAUGGUUACUUCAUGAGCCUUACACCAACAUUUAACAACUCCAAAGGUGUUGCAAUUGUGUCCAGCCCUGAAAUAAUUCCAGUAAAGGAUUUGUGUAUGCGAUGGUGGUACCACAUGGAUGGGUCAGAUGUGGGAAAACUUGAUGUCCAUCUCAAGAACUUUGGCCUUAAUACUAAAAUAUGGACCAGGAGUGGCUUUCAGACUGCUGGAUGGAUGGAAGCCUAUGUUGGUAUCAACACUACCAGAACUUUUCUCAUAGAAUUCCAGGGUUCUCAGAGUGACAACCCUCUUGCAAACAUUGCUGUUGAUGACAUUGUGUUCACACCAACUAAAUGUUUAGAAAACUCAGGAAUACUGGGCAAUGACACCAUGACAUGCUCCUUUGAGCAAGAAGGAACAUGUGGUAUGCGUGAUGACUUUGGUGAUGGCUGGGCUUUGAUCAUGGCUUCCAUGUCUGAUCACACAACAUUCACUGAUCAAGGCCAUGUCUUUGAACUGCGCGGACGUAAGACUUUCUUCGCUGCAUCACUUAGAACUCCUUCAAUUAAAGUUGAGACUGCUAGCUGUCUCAGAUUUUAUUACCGUUCACAAGGCAAAGAAGAAGCCACGCUUAUAGUGUUUGUGGAAAUGCAAAAUGGUACUUUUACCAGUGAUCAUAUGAAGCUUUUAAAGAUGGCACAACCAGCAUGGAGGGCUGCUCAGAUACCUUUCUAUAAAUACUAUGGAGACAGUAUAAAGGUGGUGUUUACAGGAGAAGUAGGGCCUGGGGAAGAUGCUGUCAUAGCACUCGAUGACUUAAAACUGACAGAGGAAGAUUGCUCCUGGGGAAGUUCUGCUGUAUGUAACUUCAGUGAUAACACUACCUGCUUUUGGACCAACAGCGAUACCGGUCUUCAGUGGUUUGUGUCUGAUGGGUACAGCAAACAUACCUUGAAUGGGCCAUCGAGUAGUGACAGUUUUAAUGACCACUAUAUCAUAUUUGAAGCUGGGCCCCAUCACACUCCUGGAUCUGUUGCUCGGCUUACAAGUCCAACUUUACCUAAAAAUCUGUAUUCAGAUAUUGUGUGCUUUACGUUUAUCUUUUCGGCUUGCUCUGAGCAUGGAGGGAUACUGUCAGUGAUGAUCUCAGAUAUAACCCAAGGCACUGAGUCUGUUGUUUGGCAACUUCCAAUCACCCGUCAGCAUGCAGACUGUUACUGGCAUGAAGCUCAAAUUCCUAUUAAGGAUCCUCCAGAGAACUUUCUGCUGGUUAUUCAGGCUGAGCCCUGGGAUGGAAGAGAAGGUUUCAUUGCAGUCAACCAUCCUAUCCUGCGGGAAGUACAGUCUUGUGGAAUGGUACCGGAAGAUGCUGCACCAGACAUUUCACCUACAGUACCACCUGUGUCUACAACACCACCACCCUUCAUUGGAGAUUUGGUUGUAGGGUGUGACUUUGAAAAUGAUGGUCACCCAAUAUGCCAGUUCAAACAGGAUGUGGGCGAGGAUGUUGGAACAUGGGCACGGGUUAAUGCUUCUAAUCCUCCCUCAUCCAAUCACCCAUUGUCUGACCACACACUUCAUAAUAGUUCUGGCCACUACAUUGCAGCACUACAACAAGCAAGUGGUAAAAGCAAGAGCGCUGAAGUAACUGCUCGCCUAAUAACACCCGUUCUUGAUUCUGAAGUUGACUACUGCCUUACAUUCUUUUUGCAUCAUGUGGGUGACAGCCCUCCACCUGUCAUUGUUCAUGCUGAGGACCUACAAGGAUCAUCAGUGGUGGAACUUUUGCGUCGGGAUUAUCCGUUAGAAGAUCUGUGGGCACUUGUUCAGAUUGACAUCCCAGCUGAGACUAUGGAAGUCGAAUUUAUAAUCACCAUUGAAGCAUUGAUUACAGAGAGUCAAAAUGGAGAUGCUUCUCUUGAUGAUGUGAUGGUUACAUCAUCAAGGUGCCCAAGGAAAGAUGACCUGUACUGCACAUUCUCUUAUGGGUUGUGUGGAUUUCGACAAGAAGAAGGGAAAGAUGACUUGGACUGGAUUUGGCACGAUGCUAGCGGUCAUGAUGAUCCUUACCUGCCUCAAGAAUCCAAGGCUCAUGAUUAUUACAUCUAUCUGAAUACCUCUGCUCCAAAGGGGUCCAAAGGAAUCAUCUAUACAAAUAAAUACCAGCUUGUUGAGCCAUACUGCUUAACCUUCCAAAGUCACAUGCAUUCUGUUAAGGACCAAACUAGUUCUCUGAAAGUUUUUAAUGUAGGUGAAGGAGAUAUUGAUGAUGGAGAAUUGCUUAUGCAUGUUAGAAAAGAUUUUGGUCCAGACUGGGUCACAUUACAGCUUAAUAUGGAGCCGGAUCUGAAGCCCUUUCGUCUAGCCUUCCAGGGCACCAUUGGAGACCACAUGAACAGUGUGUACUCUACUUUUGCUCUUGAUAAUGUGAAACUGAGCCCUGGAAUGUGUAACUCUCCUGCAUCAUGCACAUUUGAUGAUGACCUGUGCUCUUGGUACUCUGAUGAGAACUUGGGUAAUAUAGUCUGGCAAAUUGCCGGUCCUGGAGAAGUGUCCCUUGACACCAGGCCUUAUGCUGAUUCUACUCAAAGAGAUAACUCUGGAGGAUUUGUGUUUGUGGAAGCAGAUGAGGAACUGUUAUCUAGCAGAGCCUUGCUUAUGAGUGAAAGACUGACACCAAUUAUAUCAUCUGAGCGCUGCCUCACAUUCUGGUAUCAUAUAUAUGGGGCUGAAGGCUCUAAGUUAGUAGCACUGAUGUAUGGGCCCGAGUCAAGUUCAGUUACCAUUCUUUGGAAGUUUGCUCCGUCAACCGCCAGAUGGGAUCCAGGUUGGCAGUAUGCUUCUGCUCCAUUCUCUGCUUCAUAUACUCAUCAGAUCAUUAUUGAGACAGUGAUGGGAGCAGGUUUCAUGGGUGAUGUUGCUGUGGAUGACAUAGUAGUAGCUGCAGGCGGUUGCAUUGUCCGACCAAGUGAAGCCAGCAAUGGCAUCAACUACACUACACCACUCAUUCCCACAUCUCAACCUCUUACUAGUCAGCCUCCUGGACUCUAUGACUGUUCCUUUGAUGAAGACCUCUGUAUAUGGACAAGUGAUACUGGAGCUGACACAGGUAAUGAGAUGAAGUGGGAAGUUCAUGAAGCAGAUGACACAUCUGAUGGCAGGUAUGCUUAUCUGGACAUCACCAAAUCUGUUAACCCAUUUGCAAGUGGUGCCAUGAACUCUACAGACAUUUCUGCUACACAUGCAUCUUGCUUUGCAUUCUCUUAUGUGCUGGAUGGUCCUCACACUCUCAGCAUAUAUCAGCAGCAUGGGAGAUAUUUUGUGCUGGUUUGGCUCCGUGAAGGCCCAUACGGAACAGAAUGGAUGGAUGGUCAGGUUACUGUUGGCUCAGAUGAAAUAUUCAACAUCCUUGUGGAAGGAAUAAGAGCAGACACCCCAGAUGGUUGUAUUGCCAUAGACAGUAUUACCUUGACUCCUGGCCCUUGCAUAAUAUCAGAGGAGUCUUGUGAUUUUGAGGAUGCUCACAUGUGUGGAUGGCAGCUUCUUGGAAGCCCAGGCCCCAGUGAUCCCACGUGGGUAUGGACUAAUGGUCAAGAUAUCUUCGAAGUCGAUCACACUACAGGAACUAUUUAUGGUCAUGACCUGAGAGCCAAGAACAACUUGAAUAGCAGUGCACUGAACACAGCCAGAAUCUCCUCAAAGCUCUAUAAUUCACAAGGUGUUUCAUGUGUGAGAUUCUUUUACUUUGCACUGCAAGGAACUGCUGCAUCACUCAGGGUCUUCUAUGUUGAAGAUGCCAGUGUUACACCUGAGGAGCUUGCUCCAGUAAUAGUAUGGGAAACAUCUGUGGGUAAAGUCUCAGAGUGGAUGGAAGGCCGAGUGGACAUUACCGUGAGCUUCUUCAAAAUACAAGUACAAGCUGUUUUUGAAACUCCAGACAACAGCACUUAUUCGUUUGUGGCCUUUGAUGAUUUUAGUAUCCAUUAUGGCACUUGUGGUAAUGCAGCUGAGUGCAAUUUUGAUGGCAAGCAUCUUUGUGGAUGGACUCAUUCGCUAGAUGAAAAGGCUUUCUGGGAUAUCACCAUAGGCGAAGACCACACAAAUGGCGAACUUGGUGGUGGAAUGCUAGUAUUAGAGCCCACAAGAUAUGAGCUGGGAGAUGCUGCAGUACUCAGGAGCCCAAUCAUGGAUCCUGCUGCAGCUAUAUCUGCUUGUCUUCAGUUCUGGUUCCACAUGAAUGACACUGCAGAAGGCACAGUUAAUUUUUAUAUUGAGCCCGUGGGACAGCAACGCAUACUGGUGUGGAGUAUGAGCGGCACUCAACCAAGUCCCUGGAAUGUGGGCCGUGUUCCACUAUAUGGAGUAACAGAUGGCCAUUUCUUUAUUAAUAUGGAAGGCGUUGUGGGAGCUAAUCAACUGGAGAAGAUAUAUAUUGAUGACUUGCUGACAUUCACUGGUCAUUGUAACAUCUGGCCUGAAGAUGCUCAACCAAUUAAUAACACGGACUUUACAUCCACUACCAUUCAGGGAGGAUCAACUACUACACCAGAACCACUUGGAGAAAACGAUUGCGACUUUGAAAACCUGAUGAUGCCAACAUGCAUGUGGGAGGUUUCGUCAGCCAAUGACACAGUGUCGUGGAUUUAUUGGCAAGGUCCUCCAGAUACUGUGUCUCCUGGCCCUUCCAAAGAUCAUACUUAUGGCACAGAUACUGGUCACUAUAUGUAUGUGGAAGCUCAAUGGUCAUACCCGCCAUCAUCUGCACUCAUGUACCGAGGACCAAUAGAGGAUGUUCAGUGUUUCCAUUUCUGGUAUUACAUGUUUGGAGAGAAAACUCCAGACCUCAUUGCCUCUACUGAAGAAAAUGGUAUUUUGAAUCAUCCAAUGUUCUUUAAGACUGGUUCACAAGGAGACUUCUGGCACCUAGCCUCUAUGGAUGUGCAGAUCAGUUCAGCAACAUAUAAUGUUGUUAUCAGUGCAGUGUGGAAUGAGUCUAGUCAGGGUAUUAUAGCAGUGGAUGAUCUUCAGCUUCAUACAGGUCUUUGUAUUCACAGUCCAAAUGAUCCACAUGCUCUCCAUGACUUUGAGGAGAAUGGUUCUAUGUUUGACAUAGUUGAUGGUGGUCAAGUUGAUUGGAGCACCAUGAGUACUGGUGAGCAGCCAGACCACACACUUGGCACUCUGCAAGGCCAUUUUGCUAGAGCUGAUUUAUCACAACAUAGUGCUGGAGAUUGGGGGGAAAUUAUCUCUCCCAUUUACAAGACUGAGGAGCAUUUAUAUAGGUGUAUCAACUUCUACUAUUACCUGUCAGGCUUGUCAUGCACAGCCAAACUAUCAGCAUAUAUUCAGAGUACUGAUGGUGCAUUGGAUACCUCAAGAGACAAGCCUAGAGAACUUAUCUUUGAGCAGUGCGAGAGUCAAGGGAAUCGUUGGGUAAAAGCUCAGAGAUACAUCAAUGUGAAAACAAACUUUCAGCUGAUCUUUAAAGCACAAGUUUUGAAGAAUAACACAGAGGCUAUCAUAGGAAUAGAUGAUAUAUACUCUAACAUGGAAUUAUGUGAGGAAGAUUUGUGUAACUUUGAGCAUGACCUUUGCUCAUGGACAAAUUCAAUUGACGAUUCUGCUGACUGGCUGCUGCAAAGCCCAGAAGAUGCUCUGCCAGGACCACCCACUGAUCAUUCUUCUAACACCAUAAGUGGUCACUACCUAAUUGUAUCUGGGUACUUGAUGCCAAGCCAAGGAGGAUAUGCUAACCUGGUUUCCCAGCAUUAUCCUGACACUCACCUUCACGGAGCAUGCAUGAGCUUCUGGUACAAUGCUGCUUUUGCAAGUGGUUCGCUCAUGAUUUCAGCAGAACGAGGGAACAGCUGGCAAACAUUGUGGAGUCUUCUUCAUGGCACUGACCCUCACUGGCAUUAUGCAAAAGUUACUGUUAAUCAAAGUGAGCCAUUCAGGAUCAUCAUAGCAGGCAUGUUGGACUAUGACCAAAAUUCCUACAUUGCCUUAGAUGAGCUAGGAUAUGAUGAGAAUAAUGAGUGCGGGGAGAACUACAUACUGCCCAAUUUUGCUGACCCUACUCUUCAAGCUGAGGAUGACAUAGCAUGUGGAUUUGAGACUGAUACCUGUAAGUGGACAGGGCCAAAUAUGCUUAAAGUUGGGAUUGAAGAUGAAGUACAUUCAGACCGAGGCCAAGGAAAUUACGUUUAUCUAACGGUCAAUGAAUCCAAUCAAGCUCCCUCUCAACUAGCCCUUCAAUCCAGGCGUCUGGGAGAGAGUCCAUAUGGUUUACAUGACUAUUGCUUCCACUUCUGGUACUAUAUGUUUGGCUUGAACACCCCAUGGCUUUCAGUAAAGCAAAACAUUUUUAGAACCCAGUGGGAUAACCUCUCAGGUACGACUAUCCUCUGGCAGCGUCUGACAGGUGUCAUAGACUUAUGGUAUGAAGCAAGUGUUGUAGUCUCAUCUAAUGAGGGUGACUAUCAGUUGAUGCUGGAGAUAACUGUGGGCCCUGAUUCAAAGGGAACAGUUGCGAUAGAUGAUGUGAAAGUCAUGGUUGGGCCAUGUAAGACAUCUUUAAUUGACUGUGACUUUGAGUCUGAUAACUGUGGAUGGAAAAAUGAUGACAACUACACACUGAUAUGGACCAGAGUCUUAGCAGAUGAAGGAGCGGAGUCAAUGGGUUAUGAUCAUACCACCAGCACACAGAUAGGACACUACAUAUUUCCUCAGACAACUGGCUUAAUACAUACAGAUAUAUCUGGCCUAUUAGUUGGACCAGAUCUAACAGCAGGUGGUGGUGACCAGUGCCUCACCUUUUGGUACAGCAUUGAAGGUACUAGCACAUUAAGCUUACUGGCAAUUGGAGAAGGUGAUGAUGAAAACGAGUUAUGGAACCAUACUGGAAACUAUUUCUAUGACUGGACACUGGGUCGAAUAGAUAUCAAUAUUAAUACAACUAUGAAGCUUGCAUUUAAAGCAAAAUAUCCAGACGAUGUGGGUAAUUCUGUUGUCUUGGAUGACAUCAGCCUUAUCCCAGAUCACUGUCCCAGCAGUCCUUUAUCAUGUGAUUUCGAUGAAAGUCUGUGUAGUUGGAGCAAUGUGAUUACGAGCAAGAUAUUAUGGGUGGUCGGACGAGGCUUCACCAGUAACCCAGAUGUAGUGUCUGGUCCUUUAUUUGACCACACAACUCAAGAUGGACUCUAUGCUUAUGUUGACUUCACAGCUGAUGAGUACACAAAUGAUGCAUGCCAACUGAUGAGUGAAGAAGUACCAGCCCAAGAGGUAGCGUGUCUGACUUUCUGGUACCUCAAAUAUGGAGAGAGUGGAAGAUCAGGAAUAUUGACAGUGAAGAUGACAAAUUAUGAUGAUCAUUCUCAAAAGGAUCUUCAGAUCUUGGACAACACUGUCAAUGUUAGACAAUGGACACGUAGUAUGUUAAAUAUCAGCAGCACUAAGAACUUCGGCAUUACAUUUGAGGCAAAGAAAGUGACAUCAGACCAGUUCAUUGCUAUUGAUGAUGUAAAUUUCUUAACUGAAGAUUGCACCAGUUUGCCAACAACUACACCAACUCCAUCACAGUUUGUUACAUGUGAUUUUGAGGCAGAUGAUCUGUGUGGUUUUACUCAGAGGCAAGAUGACAAUUUUGACUGGAUUCAUGGAACUGGGGAAGAUAAUGCAGUACUUCCAGCUGAUCACACAACAGGCGACAUAUCUGGGCACUAUUUGUAUGUUGACUCUACCCACAUUGGUUCCGGAGCAUAUGCAAGCCUAGCGGCCCCUGGUGUGUAUGAUUUAUCUGAAGCUUGUAUUGCCGUUGCUUACUUCACCUCCAGCAAGUAUGGUGUGCUACAGGUCUGGCUUCAUACAGAAGAGGAUCCCAAAACCACCUUGCUUGGAAAGUUCUCUGCUGCAUUUAGCGCCUGGACAAGUGUGAGGAUGUCAGUGUUUGCUGCAGGGUUUUGGCAAGUGGAGCUUAAGGUUGUUGUUGAAUAUGAUAGUGGAUUUGUAGCAAUUGAUGACUAUACUAUGGGCCCUGGGGCUUGUCCUGACCCAGUAUCUUGUGACUUUGAAGAUGGCACUUGUUUAUGGCAGAAUGUAGAGAGAAGUCGCUGGACUAAUGGUCGUGUAAGAGAUGACCCAAAUCAUGCUCCUGGAUUUAACUUUGCACCUCCACAUGAUCACACAACUGAUACACCAUAUGGACAUUACCUGUACUUCUAUGAUGCAAAAGAUAAUGCUUCUACUGCCACAAUAUUAUCAGAAACUUUCACCAUUGAGAAAGAGUCAUGUUUUUCAUAUUGGGUUUAUAUGUUUGGUGAUAAGGUGGGUAGACUACAGUUGAAAUCUGUCAAUGAAGGAGGCACUUCUUUAAUGAAGACUGCAGAAGGAUCACAGGGCUUUGAGUGGCAGCAAGUUCAGGUAGCAGUAACAGUAUCUCCUGAGCAGUGGUUGGAAUUUGCUGUUGAAGGUGUGGCUGGACAUGUUAACAUAGUGGCAUUAGACGACAUAGAACUGUAUUCUGGUCCUUGCAGAGGCAACUCUAGUGUUCCUGAUUUUCGUUGUGAUAAUGGUGAAACCAUUCCUCAACAAGAGGUCUGUGACUACAUAGCUCAGUGCUCCAAUCAUGAAGACGAGAAAUGGUGUGCUAGUUGCACUUUCUCAGAAGAUACUUGUGGCUGGCGCAGCAUAGAGUCUCCUCAGGAUAAUACACGUCUAUGGUGGCAGAGACUUCAAGAUGACACACUCAACGAAGAUGACACUCACAUGUAUCAUAUGGAGGUUAAAGAGAAAGUUGGCUCUGUAAUCAAUCAGCCACGCCUCUUGACCAAUCUUCUGCAGCCUGCGCACCAUACCUGUUACUUAGACAUGGACUAUAAACUCUUUGCUUCUGUGGCACCAGGUCCAAAACUAAGUGUGUACCUGGAACAUGGAGGCUCAGACUUGACCUUGCUAUUUGAAGCCCAAAGUCACUUGGAAGAGUGGCAGACAUUACACCUACUCCUUGGACGGGUUUCCUCUUCAUACCACCUUCUAGUUGAGGCUUCUAGCUCAGAUGAUCCGGCACAGAUAAUAGCAUUUGAUGAAUUGAUGCUAUCAAACUGCUUUCCUCCUGGUUUGUGUGAGGAUUUGCCAGAUGGAUUCCAGUGGUGUAAGAACAAGGCAUGUUAUCCAGAGGAAGCUGCUUGUGACUUCAAUGAUGAUUGUGGGGAUUAUUCAGAUGAGACCAGUUGUGAGUAUUAUCAUCUAAGAUGCAGCUUUGAAGAUCAGAGUCUUUGUGGGUGGACAGCAUCAGAGUUCUUUAGCUUGGUUCAAGCAGGGAUGAGCGGUGGAUCGCCCUUCAGGGACCACACCGUAAACAGUGGGGAUGGCCAUUUCAUGUUGUUUACAUCACGUGCUCCUCGCUCUGCUACCAUCACCAGUUCAGUUAUUGCAUCCUCUGAUAACUGUGAAAUCCGCUUUUACUAUGCUGUUUCUGGGGCAGGAUCAACAUACUUGAAAGUGCGUGUACGAAACCUCGAAGAUGGAACCAUACUUUCUGAGGAUGCAAUUCAGUCUCUUGAUGAAGAGAUAUUCUAUUGGAAGCGUUUCUCACAAUCAUAUUCUGUUAAGAAAAGCUUCUAUUUUGAAUUAGAGGGAGACAUUCAAGAAUGGGGAACUGUUGGACUGGAUGAUAUUUCUCUCACUCCUGCGUGUCAAAUAGUUCCAGCAACGGUAACACCACCCCCUUUCGAAACUACAACUAAAGGCCCCUGUGAAGAGGGCUUUAUCUCGUGCAAAACAAACUCCAGUUCUAUUACAUGCAUCAGAGCUGACCAGGUGUGUGACUUCAUCACUGAUUGUCCAUUGGGCGACGAUGAGUAUCUUUGCGGUUCAACAACCUUCGAGUAUGACUCUGGUGGCUGGCAGGACACAAGUGAUACCACUUAUGCAUGGUCUCGGAUCAGAGCGGCUGAUGCUGCUUACCCAUAUUGUACAGCUCCUCCCUUGGAUCACUCCAUUUCAAAUCAAGACGGAUACUAUAUGUGGGCUCCAGCAAAGCUUACAGAUAUUCCUGAAGCAACAGCCACCAUGGAGACUCGAGCUCUUGGCCCUCCAGGUCUGGCUUGUACCAUGAGCCUGUGGUAUUACUGUAAAGAUGAUGAGCCAACGUUAACAGUUAUGGCAUGGACCACUGAUAAUGUUCAUGAACUAAUAAACAGCAAAGAUUUACCAUGUUAUCACAAUGAUGAAUGGCGUCAAAAUGAGUUGUUUAUUGGAGAACAGAGCAUUCCAAUCAUAGCAGAAAUGAGAAGCACCAAGUUUUCAUCUACAUGGACUAACAUCCAAUAUGAUAUUGCUGUUGAUGAUGUUACUUUUAACCAUUGUUCACCAAAUGAGCCACCAACUGAGGAUGAAAUAAGAUGUACAUUCUCAGAGCCUUGCAACCUCUACCAGAGCCACAAUGAUGACAUGGAUUGGGAUCCUUUAGCGGAGAACUAUAACACUUUCAUGGUUGCUCGUGGAAAUGGAGAAAACCAGACAGCCAUUUUACAAACACAACUACGGAGUGCUUCUGUAGGAUUCUGCUUAUCAUUCAGGUAUCUCAUCAUGGGAUUAGCCAAUCUUGAGAUUUCAAUAAUUACUGCCCAAGAAAUUAAGACAGUGUGGAUUCGUGGAGGAGGAAUGAAUUUCUUGGAUUGGCAUACACAACAUCUCAGCCUGUUCAGUGAUUUUGACUAUCAGGUAUGGAUAAUUGCCCACACUGGCAGCCCAGAAGAUCAGGUGCAGUUGGAUGAUGUGGAUCUCAUUAAUGGUCCAUGUCCAGCACCACUUACCUGCAGCUUUGAUGAUGAAACAGAAACUUGUGAAUGGGAAAAUUUCUUCAUGGAUAAUGCUACCCUCCCUUGGUCCAUUGGAUCUGGUUCUGAAAAUAUUUCAACUGCACCCUCUGUGGAUCAUUCAUGGGGAACUCCAUAUGGCCACUACCAGUACCUUAAUCUUCAGAUUAACCAAGAUAACCAACUGGCUUUCUUAAAGAGUCAAGAAAUAAGCACCACUGCUCCUGAGGGCGAUUGUUUCCAAUUUUGGUUCUAUCUCUAUUCUGUUAUAACUGGAGAAGAUGUUGGUGAACUAGGUGUGCGUUUGUUAGCUAACAAAACGGUAAUGACGGAACGUAUUUGGCAACACACGUACAAUGGUCAUGAUGGGUGGCAGUAUGGAGAAACAACCAUCAAAUAUGAGAUUAAUUUUAGUGUUGUACUUGAAGGCUUAAGACUUAGUGGAUCACAAGGAUUUAUGGCUUGGGAUGAUCUGACUGUAAAACGAGGUGCCUGUCAAGCCCCAGGAACAUGCAAUUUUGAAGAUGGUUUGUGUGGGUGGACAAAUGUGCCAGACCCCAAUAACAAUAACUGGGUUUGGCUUAAGGCAGAGGAAGCAAGAGAUGGUGUGUUGACAGACCAUACGACAGGCACUGGAAAUGGUCACUAUGUUUCCUUUGACCGGGCGCACUGUAACUAUGGGUCAGUUUGUUAUGCCGACCUUGUGAGCACUGAUAUCACACCUAAAGGCAGCCAGUAUUGUUUCUACUUUUAUAUGAGUAAUCUACAGACCAGCUAUGAUAAAAAUUCUGUGCAACUUGAAAUGGUUAAUGUAGAGGAGAACACAGCUCAACUUGUGGCCACGUAUGCAAAUGAACUUAAUGACGUUUGGACCUAUUUCCAACAACCUCUUCAAAACUUGCAUCAUGUCUUCAAUCUUCGCAUAAGGUCUAAAAUGCUUCCAGAUUUGCUAGAUGCAGAAGCAUAUAAUGCACUGGAUGAUGUUGAGCUGUCACUUGGAGAAUGUACAUCAUCUGGAACUACUUUAACACCCGUUUCCACACCUACACCCGAUUCUCAGCUGACAUGUACAUUUGAGGAAGGCACUUUGUGUGGUUGGAGUCAGGAUCUUGCUGAUGGACGAGAUUGGAUAUUAAGCACUGGUGAAAUUAUCAACUCUCCUCUAGGUCCUCAAGUUGACCACACUACUCACCUUUCAGGAGGUCAUUUCAUCUACAUCUCAUCAUCUGGUUCUCUGAGCAUUGCCAACCUAUUCUCUGAAAUUUUGGUAUCCAGUGAGAGCGGCAACUGCCUUUCCUUCUCAUAUUACAUGCAUGGCACUGCACCACCCUUCUUGAAGAUAUAUAUUCUCAAAGCUGGUGAGAGGCCUGGACCAUCAGAUUUUCCUGACUGGGUCCAUCUUCGAGAGGUGGGAGAGAAUUGGCAGCAGGUUCAUCUAUUCAUACAAAAGCAAGAUUAUGACCAGUAUGUAGCUUUGGUCGCCAAUACACAGUAUAACAGUGGAGACAUGGGACACACUGCAGUUGAUGACAUCUUGCUGACAGAUGGUUCUUGUGAUAACCUUAGAGAAAAUUCAUGUGACUUUGAAACCUCAGAUCUCUGUGAAUGGAUCCCAUCUACUAAUCAAGGAGCAGAGUGGAUUUGGAAUUCAGGUCAAAACCCAGACCACAGCAAUGGACCAUAUAUUGAUCACACAUUUGGUUCAUCUGAAGGUCACUAUGCCUCCCUAAAGCAUUCAAAAGAAAAUAAGGAUGCAGUUGCUUAUCUGACCAGCCCAACACACCAGAGUUCAGAAGCAAUGUGCCUGCGGUUCUACUAUUUUAUGCAAGGACGUACCAACUGGACAGGGUCCUUGAGUUUGUACGUGAAAAGUCCAUCUGUUGAUAUAAAUGAUGUAAACCCUGUGUGGAUCAUAGCAGGACAUCAGGGGGAUACCUGGAACUUGGGUCGAAAGUCUCUGGACUUUGUCAGUGAAUACCAUAGUGUAUUUGCGGCAGUUGAAGGCAGCAGCGGCGACAACAGUGUUAUAGCUGUAGAUGAUGUAGCAAUGAUAGAGAGGGACUGUCCAGGUCCUGCCACCUGUACAUUUGAAGAUGGUUACUGUGACUGGACCAAUGUUAAAGGUUAUGAUCAAAUGGACUGGGUGAUGAUCAAUGGCUACACACCCACAGAAAACACUGGGCCUAAUUAUGAUUACACUCUCCAUACAGUGCACGGUCACUACUUGUACAUGGAGGCAGAUGAUGGAUCAAUCCAUUCCUCUGCUAUUUUAGAAUCGGCUAUCAUACCCCUUGGAACAUACUGCUUCGAAUUAUACUAUUCAAUGUAUGGCAAGGAUGUUGGUGGUUUUGCUGUACACACGUUGAAGAACCAGACUCUGAAUAUAGUGUUUCAGAAAUUUGGUAAUCAAGGACCUGACUGGAAACUGGGUAAAGUACAAAUAACUGAAGAUGCAGAUUUCAAACUUGAAUUGGUGGCCUUGCGUGGAAAUGGCAACGAAGGAGACAUUGCUAUAGAUGAUACUUGGACAUCUAUGGCUCCCUGCAAUGAUAACCCUGAUGAGUUUGUUUGUUCUGAUGGUACAGUACUCCCACAAGACAAAGUCUGUGAUUUCAUUGCCAACUGCACCGAGGAGGAUGACGAAAUGUUUUGUGGAAGCUGUAAUUUUGAAUUUGGUGUUUGCGGAUGGAAUUUUGUGAUAGAUAACGAUUAUGUGUGGACCAGGGGACGGAACCUUAGUAAUGAUUAUGACUACAGUAGCAUCUAUGACCACACUGUGGGAACAGAUGCUGGAUACUACAUCUACAUCACAGAACAUUCUAGUCACCAAUCUGGCCCUGCUGUUAUGGUGACCAGACCACUCCACAAUGCAUAUGUUGACUGUACCAUGGAUUUCUGGGUACGUGAGAACUCAAAUAGUAAUAUGGGUGAACACACGAGAGUGGCAGUAAGUGUUGUGAAGGAUGGUCAGGUGAGCCCAGUUUUCUACCUCAUUGAUCAAGGCAACAAUGAAUGGCAGCAAGCUAGUGCCAGUCUCAUGGACUGGACAGGGGAGUUUACUAUUCAAGUUGAUGGUGAGAGAAGUGCAGGACCAUCAGAUCUUACCAUUGAUGACAUUACCUUUACUGGAUGUUCCAUGCCAUCUAAUCUUGGAAGCUGCCCAAUGUAUAAUAUUAAAUGUACACAGACGGGCUUGUGUGUUCCAUUUGAGUUCUUAUGUGAUAACACUAACGACUGUGGUGACUUCACUGAUGAAAUGAAUUGUGAAGACUUCUUACCGAUGUGUACCCUUGAAGAAGAUGAGUUGUGUGAUUGGAGCCAAGAACCAGAUGAUGAUGAUAUUGACUGGGUGUAUGGCAGAGGGCACACAGUAGCUGGAGGCACCACCUUCCUGACUGGACCAGCAGUAGACCACACAUUGCGGCACUCUGAUGGUCAUUAUAUGUAUGUUACAAGUCCAGUUUCUAAGGCUUCAAGCAACAGAGAGAGCAAAGUAACCUAUCGAGCCUGGUUUGUUAGCCCAGUGAUGAGGGCAGAUGACGAUUCAUUUUUCCCCUGUGAGCUACGUUUUCAUUACUACAUGUAUGGGAGCAAUAUUGAGGAACUCAAUGUGUAUAUUCGAACAGAAAUACAUGGAGACAAGACGCUUUCCUUUACAAGAAAAGGAGAACAAGGUCAAUUUUGGGAUCGAUCUGUUGUAACCACCACCACACAAUUGCCUUUCCAGUUUCUCAUUGAGGGAGUUACUAACAAUAUUGGCUUAUCGGACAUUGCCAUUGAUGAUUUAUCAUUCACUGAAUCAUGCUUGAAAAUAAAUGAUACACUACCCGGUGGCAAUACUCCUGAACCCCCAUACAACCCGUGUGCAGAUAGUGAGUUUUAUUGUAACAAUGAUGACGAAUGUAUAGCUAAAUACAUGAUAUGUGAUUGGAAAAAAGAUUGUUCAAAUGGUAUUGAUGAAGAUAAUUGUGGUGCAUGUACUUUUGAAUAUGACCUGUGCAGUUGGUCUGAUGCUAGUGAAGGAAUAUUCCAUUGGAGGCGAAUAAUUGCUACCGACUUUUCCCAGUAUGCUCAUCCAAAUGUAGAUCAUACAUUCCUUCAGUCAAAUGGCCACUUUGUAUAUGUUGAAGGUUCAGAUGGAACUAUUGGCAAAUCAGCUGUACUAGUCAGUCCACCUCUAAUCCAUACUACAGGAUAUUACUGUGAACUCCACUUUUGGCUGUUCCUUGAAAAUGGCAUGAAUGCAGACUUAGCCCUCUAUUAUCACCAUUCAUAUCAAAGUGAUGAUCACCUAUUAUACAACUUGACAUAUUCAGGAGUUCAAGAACAAAUUUGGUAUGAAAUUCUUGUUUCAGCUAAAUUAGUACCCUCCACAGCUUAUUUCAAAGUGACAGCUACCCCUUGGUUUAACCAAGCCAUCAACUGGGCAGACUCUCAUUCUAUUGUUGCCAUAGAUGAUAUCAGUUUCUUCAACUGUAAUGAACAGUUAUUGGAUCUGGAAUGUAAUUUUGAUGAUGAAGGUAUUUGCAACUGGUAUCAGGAUCAUACUGAUCAGCAGGACUGGAUGAAAAGUAAUGCCUAUGAAUCCCCUCCCGACCAUACAUCUGGGUCUGGCCAUUAUAUUUUUAUUGACUUUCUGCAUGAAGAUGUCAAGAAGGGUGAUAAGGCAAGGCUUAUAAGCACAAUUCAGUCAAAACCUGUGGGUGUCAAGAAUAUCUUCACUCUCUGGUACUACCUAUAUGGUGAAGAAGUUGGCACAUUCAGAAUUAUUGAGAAAAAACAGUAUGUAAAGGAAAAUAUUACUCUUUUUGAAAUUGGUAAUUCUCAAGAGGACAGAUGGAUGCUUUUUGAGCAACAGCUAGAUACUGAUGAUGACUACACAAUAAUACUUGAGGCAGAGUGGAGAGAAGUUGGAUCAGGUAAACUAGCUGUAGAUGAUGUCAAAAUUACAUCAACGGUACACAAUUCAUUAUGUAAUUUUGAGAUAGAUUUUUGCCAGUGGCAGACUAAUGCCAGUGAUACAGCAAAAUGGAUUAGAGGGCGUGGAGAGCAGAAUAAGACAGGUACUCCACUGGUGGAUCACACGUAUAAUACUCUGAUGGGAUAUUAUGCAUAUCUAAGUGAAACUGAUAACCCUGGAAAAGUUGGAACCCUUACAUCACCAGUGUAUCAAUCUGUAGGUAUUCAGUGUCUCAGGUUUUGGUAUCAUAUUUUAGGUGAUAGUGUUGGUGAUAUUUCUGUCCAGGUUGCAGACCAAGUGGGAUCUGGAGCAUUUAAUCCUGUCUGGUCUCAUGAGAACAAUACUUACGAAAUGUGGUCUUUGGCAAUGGUAACACUUCCCAACUUACAAAAGUUUGUUGUUCGUUUUGAAGGAAAAACUGGAACAAACAAGCUAAGUGUAAUAGCACUUGAUGAUGUUGAAUUUGUACCUGAUGUUUGUCCGAGAAUUCACGAGUGCGAUUUUGAAUAUGAUUUGUGUGACUGGUUCAACUCCGAAGAUGACACCUUUGACUGGCAAUAUUCAUCAGGUGCUGAAGGUGGAGGUAUUCCAGUAGAUCAUACCAUUAACUUUGAAACUGGUCAUUAUAUGGUUGCAAAUCUCCAGGAAAAAAAGAAAGGUGAUAAAGCUAAACUCUUUAGUGGUACAGUUCCCGAUAAUCUCAACUGCAUGACUUUUUGGUACUCAAUGCAACACAUAAAAAAUGCCACACUUAAAGUAAUAUUACUUGGUGAUGGCAAUCCACUGGUAGAACUUCAUAAUUCUACUCUGGAUUAUCUCUGGGAAGAGAUAACAUUGAUUAUUGAUUAUGUACUUGGCACCUUUAAGGUAAAAUUUGAGCUUGCUGUAGAAGAAGAUAUAACAUUUUCUGAAUAUUAUUCAGUGGCAAUAGAUGACACCGCUUUUACGGCAGACUGUAAAAUAUCCACACUUCCUCCACCUGUUACCACUCCAAUACCUACCCAUAUGCCUUCCAUAUAUGACUGUGAUUUUGAACAAGAUGAUAGUCAGACAUGUGAUUGGAUGCAAGGAACAAAUGAUGACCUCAACUGGGAUCGCUGGCAAGGGAAAGUACCAACAACUGAAACAGGUCCAAAAACUGAUCAUACUCUUAUGACAGAAGAUGGACACUACAUUUAUGUUGGUACCGUAAACAAAUUAGAACAAAAUGCUACUUUGGUUAGCCCUCCCUUAGACAUGGGAGUCCAUGGGGCAUGUCUGUCCUUCUGGUACCAUAUGCAUGGCUUUGAUGUUGGUAAGCUGCAAGUACAGCUGCAGCAGCCACAAACUAAUUCUUCUAAAUCUGUUUGGCAACGUUCACAUGAACAAGGAAAUGAUUGGAUACAAGCUAAAGUUCACCUAAUAGAAAAAGAAACCAAUCAUAUAGUACUUGAAGCUACACCAAAUUAUUAUGGCAAAGGUGCUAUUGCUAUUGAUGAUAUUACACUUGACUUUGGCUUUUGUAGCACUGGAAAAUUAUGUGACUUUGAGUCAGAUAGUAUAUGUCAAUUUGAACAGUCGAUUGAAGAUGAUCUUGAUUGGGAAUUAGUAAUGGUUUCAAGUUCUCACACAGGUAAUGAUGUAGAUCCUAAAGAAGAUCAUUCCCAGCAGUCAUCACUUGGGCAUUACCUGAAGAUAUCUGGUGAAGGCUCUGCUGUAAUUUACACUAAUGACAUUCACCCACAAUAUAGUUGUGUUGAGUUCUGGGUAUACCUGGAUGGAUAUCCUGGGUAUUAUUCAUCAGACUUGCAUGUCUAUACACGGAUAAAUCAAAUUUUAGAUAACAAAAUUAAUAUUACCGACAUUAUUGGUCGUUCUUGGAGUCGCUACCUGCUACCUGUAACCACCACUUAUUAUUAUUCUUUGGCUUUUGAAAGCCAUGUCCGAGGUAGUGGCUACGUAGUUGGCAUUGAUGACAUACAGCCACUACUAUCUUGUGAACCAAUGGAAGACUGCAACUUUGAAAUUGAUUUCUGCAUGUGGACAAAUUCUGUACAUGAAGAUCAAUUUGACUGGUCAAUAACAACAGCUGAAGAUCUUGAUUCACUUUAUUCUCCUGCUGUUGAUGUCACAUUAAAAUCUCCUUAUGGAAAAUAUGCAUAUAUUGACACAUAUAGGGAAGGUUAUUUUGACGGUAAACCCCAUGCAACACUUGAGUCUAAUGUCAUGGAACCUAUGGAAAGAUGCCUUAGCUUCUGGUUCCAUAUCAAAAGUCAAGGGCAAACUUCAUUGAGUGUUAGUAUUAAAGAUGUAAUGAGUGAUGAAAUAUCAAAUAUAUGGGAACAUCCUUCACUACUAUAUGCAGAAUGGAAAUAUGAGCAAAUUUCAGUUGCACAGUUAAAUCGUCACAUCAUCCAGUUUAACGCAAUUUCUGACAGUAGUAAUGGUACCAUUGCACUUGACCAAGUAAGAGUGAUAUCUGGCAGUUGCUCCAAUUCUACAGUACCUGACUGUGUUAUUACAUGUGAUAGGGGCACCACUUGUAUAAAAGAAGAUCAAAUGUGCAACUUCAUUCAAGACUGUAAUAAUGGGGAGGAUGAAAAAUUCUGUGGCUACAACUGUACCUUUGAUGAACAUUCUGAAAGCCAGCCACCAUGUGGCUGGAACAGCAAGUCAGAAAAUAAUGAAUUAACAGCAUGGUUGCGACUCUCAGGCCAGCUUAAUAAUUCAUAUGGGCCUCCCUUGGACCAUACCUUCCUGACACCCUUGGGUUAUUAUAUGGCUGUGGUUCCAGUAGAUGGUAAAAUCAAAGAUGAGAAAGCAGCUAUUUUGCAAAGUCCAACACUGAUAAACUCUGCUUCUUAUUGCCUUAUGACAUUCUGGUACGUCAUGUAUGGAAAACCCGAUAACCUUUCCACAGCAUUUAUAGGCACCUUAACGGCACAUUUUCAGGUUAAUGACUUAUCCACAGAGCUACUGAAAAUAAGUGGAAACAUACGUGAUGAAUGGAUGCAUGGAGUAGCAUAUAUUGGUAGGAUUUCAUCUCAGUUUUCUGUUAGAUUUGAAGGUGCCAGGAACUUAGAUAUCAAUGGCUACAUGGCAGUUGAUGACAUAAUGUUUGAAAGCUGUUUCCUUCCCACACCUCACAAGAGGCCUGGGGAAUGUACAGAAUAUCAGUGCAGUAAUCUUGCUUGUGUAUCACAGUUUGAUCGCUGCGAUUUUGUUGAUGACUGUGGUGACUACUCAGAUGAGGAAGACAGCUUGGCAGGAUGCAACCGAUUUAUUGGACGAUGCUCAUUUGAAGAUAAUUCCUUCUGUGAUUGGACACAGGAAGAUCCUAAUAAUUGGCACUUAGGAUCACCAAGUAAAGAAGACAUUAUACCAAAGAGGGAUCACACUCUUAACAUAGCUAGUGGUUCCUUCAUUUAUGUUGCAAAUACCGACAGUAACAAAAAUGUUACUGUUGCCACUCUACUUAGUCCAGUGAUAACAUGGAACAGUCAAAUGGUAGAUCCAUGUGUUCUCCACUUUUUCUAUUAUAUAGAUGGGUCGGCUGAGCAAUAUUUAAGUGUUUCAUCACGAGAUACAUCUGAUGGACCAUUAAACAUACAUUUGACAAUAUCAAAUGCUGUUGGACCAUAUUGGGAACGAGCAGAAAUCUUUGUGGCACCUCAUGAUAUGUUACAUAAACCAAUUCAGUUUAUUAUCAAUGGAAAGAGAGGUGUGUCCGAAGGAGAUGCAGUAUCAGUUAUUGCAUUAGAUGACUUGUCAUUUACUGAAUCUUGUGUAUUGUCAAAUGAUGUUUUACCAACAGCUGCACCAAGUUCAUCAACUACUACAUCAGGAUCAUGCAACAACCAGUUUCAGUGUAAAAAUGGAGAAUGCAUCCCAAUUGACUAUGUCUGCAAUUUUGUGGAUAACUGCAUGGAUGGAAGUGAUGAAGCAAUAUGUGCAGAAUGUACAUUUGAAAACAAUACUUGUGGAUGGCAGGAUGAAAGUUAUGGCUCCUACUUUUGGAGUCGUGAAGAACCUGGUGUUGAGGGCCGUGAUGGUCAUGUUAUGGUUGUAGAAGAAAAGGUUGGCAGCAUUUCCAAAACAGCAAAUCUCAUCAGUGUCUCUCUUGGUACCUCUGCCACACAUUGUGUCAUGAGCUUCUUUUACUAUCAACAUGAGGCUAACAGUGAUGGAACAAGUCUAAAUGUAAAUCUUAAAUCCAACAGUGGUGAUGAAUACACAGUUUGGUAUGUACUAAAUGAUAUGAACACCACGUGGCACAAACAAGUAGUUGGCAUUGGUGAACAUGAAAUGGGGUGGAGCCUCAAGUUUCAAGCCAACCAGUAUGACACUAAUGGAUUAAUUAUGAUUGAUGAUAUUCAUUUUGAAAAUUGUUCUAAGCCAAACUCCACAAUAUGCAAACCCCAGGAGUACCGAUGUGUAAACGGCAUUUGUGUUAGUAAAGAUGAGUUCUGUGACUUCAGUGAUGAUUGUGGUGAUGGUACUGAUGAAUUAUCAGCAUUCUGUAAAGAUUAUCCAGAGAGAUGUAAUUUUGAAGAUGACAUUUGCAAUUGGAAAUCGGAGAGCAGUGACCUUGAAUGGAUACGUAAAACAGGUGAAAUGAUGUCCGAGGAUGUUGGGCCAGACUAUGAUCACACUUAUGGAAACAGCACAGGUUAUUUCUUAUAUCUGAAUAGCGGAGAAGGAGACAAAGGGAAAAUUGGUAGAAUAUCCAGUGUUGCAUUUUAUCCGUCUUCAUCUGGCUUAUGCCUCUUUAGAUUCUGGUAUAUGAUAAGAGCUAACCAAAGUGCCACAUUAACUGUUUUUGCUCAAGAAACAUCUAAAUACUCAUUAAGAUAUAUUCCAUCAGUCAAAAUUUUUGAAACGAAUGGUUCUGAAGUAUAUGGAUGGAAAAAGGGGAGUGUUCCUGUGAUAUAUACAAGAUAUUUCAAAAUCUUGAUAGAAGGCAAGGUGGGUGAGGCAUUCCUUGGUGAUAUAGCUAUUGAUGAUAUAUCCUUUACAACAGACUGCAAGCCUACUAGCACUCUCCCAACUGUCUCGCCAACUCCUGGCCCAUGCCCAGAUGGAGAGUAUCAUUGUCAGUCUGGUGAAUGUAUUGCUAAUUCUAAUGUCUGUGACUUCCGAUAUGACUGCAAGGACUCCAGUGAUGAACUGUCCUGUCCUUCUUUCUGCAAUUUUGAAAAUAAUAGCUGUGGUUGGCAAGAAGCUGUUAAUGAUGAACUUAACUGGGUGGUUGCUAAGGCUGAUGAUAGCCACUUUGGCACAAAUGAUAAUGGCCCUCUUGUUGAUCAAACAGGAAACAAAGAUGGCCAUUUCUUGUUCCUUUACAAAACAAGUGAUCAAUUGCUAUAUGAAGAAGGUCUUUCCUUUACCCACUGGUAUCAAAACUCGGCUCCAGACUGUCAUUACAUUUACUGGUACUAUCAAAAAGGUGUCCUGGGAUCCAACGUUGUCCUGAGGCUCAAUUCAACGCCAUAUGACUUUACAAAUCUGACAUUCUUCACUUCUGACAUUGGAACAGGUGAUGGGCAGUGGCAGUUAGGAGAAGUAGGUAUUGGGAGACAAAAAUAUCCAUUCCAACUUUCCCUCUAUAAGGAACCAGCUGAAGAUUAUUUUGGAAGAUUUGCUAUUGAUGAGACUUUAUUUGACCAGAGUUGCCACUAUCCUGACCCAUCAGAUGAAGACUGUGCUGGUAAUGAAUUCCAUUGCCUAGUUACAAAGGUUUGUAUCUUGACUGAAAAAAUGUGUGACCUAAAUGAUGACUGUGGAGCUGGUGAGGAUGAGUCAUCAAUUGCUUGCCUUGGCUACCACUUUUUCACUCUUGAAGACAACAAAUGGCAGCAGUGGUUCUCUCAGGGCCAAGAUGGUCUUGACGACGACUUUGAUUGGACAGUGUGGAGUGGCACUACGAACAUCUUAGGAACAGGCCCCAACUUUGAUCACACAACCUCAAGCUCUGUUGGCCACUACAUGUAUCUUGAAACUUCUCAUCCUCAGCGAUAUAAUGAAAAAGCCUGGCUAAUUAGCUACCCUAUGAUAGCUGGCCCAGACUGCACUGUUACUUUUUAUUCCCAUAUGUACGGCACAAAGAUUGGGUCGCUUUCGGUGUUAGUGCGUGAGUCCCAGUCAGAUGCUUCAACAAUAUGGUUUAGUAACACAACAUAUGGAAAUUUCUGGGUGAAGCAUACCUUGGCACCAUCCAUACUGCCACAGGAGAAAUCUUUCCAGUUAAUCUUUGAAGGCAAGGUUGGAGAAGAGGAACUUGGUGAUAUUGCUAUUGAUGAUUUUGCCUUUUCUUCAGACUGCAGACUUUCUGGUCAGCCGUCACGUAACUGCACAUUGGAAGAACAUGAAUGCAGUGAUGGAACAUGUUUGCCUUUGAAGGAUCGCUGUAACUUUGCUGUUGACUGUCCAAAUGGUGAUGACUCGGAUGAAGAAGGAUGUGUUUCUCAGAAGUGCACAUUUGAGGGCCAGGAUCUAUGCAACUGGGAAAUCAAGGCAAAUCAACACAGUCUAAUGCAAAAUCUUCAAGAAGAUACAUCAUUUACGUGGAAGUUAAUCCGUGGAAAGGAUCCUCUAGAUAAUGAAGAACAGGUGCCAUUCAAGCCUUCAAUGGAUCACACACAUGGAGAUGACUCCAGUUAUUAUGCUUUUACUUCAACUUCUGCAGGAGACUUUGAAUCUGCAACUGAUCUUAUCACCUCAGUGGCCAUUGGUGAAUCGAGUAGCACGUGUCGACUACGACUGUGGUACUGGAUGGCUGGAACUGAACCUGGUUCACUGCACCUUCAACUCAUCUCUAGUUCUGAUGAGAUCACUGAAGUAUGGAUGGUAGAUGGCGAUAAUGGAUUUAUAUGGAACUUGGCAGAGAUACCAUUACGACAUGUGUUUAGUCAGAGGGUGUCCCUACGUGUGCAACGAGGUAUAAGCUAUGAAGGGGCCAUUUCCCUUGAUGACAUAGAAUAUGUCGACUGUAUCCCACCUACAAUGCCCCCUGAAGGUGAGACUUGCAUAGAACUGAUGAAGUUUAAGUGCAGGUCUGGUUCCUGUGUUGAUGAAGACCGAGUCUGUGACUAUUCUAAUGACUGCCUUGAUUUAUCUGAUGAGCUUGCAUCUCAGUGUUCUGUGUACGUAUCCCGAUGUAAUUUUGAGGAUGGUAUGUGCAGGAACUGGAAACCAGAAAUUGAAAACACUGGAAAGUGGGUACUUUUGCAUGCAUCAUCUGACGUAAUUGGAAGUUUACCUUCCUAUGAUCAUACACUGCUCACUUCACAAGGACAUUAUCUGAAGUUUUCUGGAGACACAAUGAACAAUCGAUCAGCUGUUGCCCAGAUCCGCUCUCCGGUUAUGCGUGGCAGUUCUAAAAAUUGCUUCUUCAGAAUGUGGUACCAGUUUCUUGGUGUUAAACCUGGGAUCAUCAAUAUUUACAAGCGAUACACGUACUAUGAAAAUGGGUUAGAACUGCUAAUGCAGCUUGAUACAUCUGUCAAAAAUGUGUGGCUCAAAGUCAGUCUUUUACUACACAAUAGUAGUAAUUUGCAGGACUAUGCAGUUGUUGUGGAAGGCUAUGCUACUUCUGGAAAUGUAGGGAACAUGGUCUUGGAUGAUUUCUCAAUGACAGAGAGUUGCGAGAUUUCUGCUAAUCAGGAGCUGCCUGGAAGUAAUGAUUUAACUACACCUACACCCAUAUGUGAAGAGGGCUUAGAAGCCUGCAACAAUGGCAAAUGUUAUCAUCCCACAGAGGCCUGCAACUUUAAAGAUGACUGUGGAGAUGGAACAGAUGAACAGGAUUGUACCAAGAGUUGUGACUUUGAAAAAGAAGCUUUGUGUGGCUGGUUUGAGAGUGUUGCCAACUCCAUCCCCUGGUUGUGGUCAGGGUUCCCUGCUCCUCCUCCUGGGCCCUCAGCAGAUCACACUCAAGCUAAUACUACUCAUGAUCUUGUUACUUCCAAAACUGAGGAUCAAGGUGGACAGGUUGCUGUUUUAGAAUCCAACACAUUCUCCUCUGUGGGCCGAGACUGUUUUUUUGUGUUCUGGCACUUUUUGGCUAGUGAUAUCGGUGAAGAAUCCACUCUAACUCUCUUAAGAAAAACUGAAGAUGAUGAGACACAUGGACUUCCAGCAGAAACCUUAUGGAAGGGAACAUCAUUAUAUUCUACUGGUUGGACAAGAGUAAAUAUAAAUCUUGCUGGCAAAAGAGACUUCACACUGCAUUUCAAAGCCAAUCAUGGUUCAGGAAGAACUCACUUAGCUGUGGAUGACAUUCAGUUUAGACGUUGUGCACCAUCCAUUGGAGAAUGUGUGACCAACACAGACUUCCAGUGCAACGAUGGCACCUGCAUUCCUUAUCAAUACGCUUGUGAUGCCAAAUAUGAUUGCAUGGAUAAGAGUGAUGAAUACAAUUGUGCAUAUGUGGAGGGUAACUGCAACUUUGAUUCAAAAUCAUGGCUGCAAGACUGUGGGUUUAUCCAGCGUACCGACGAGGACUUGGACUGGAAACAAGCCGAUUCCUCGGGUAACCCAUCUUUUGGCCCUCAAUAUGAUCACACGCUGGGAUCAAAUGGCUAUUACGUGUAUGUCGCAAACACAAACGGAGAACCUGGUCAGUUGGCUAGCCUUAAGGUUGACUACUUGUAUCCAGCUUCUGAGAAUGUGUGUUACAUUCGUUUCUGGUACUACAUGCAUGCUGACUCUAACAUUAUUGCUUCUAAUGUUGAUUUGGGAACUCUCAGGGUGAAAUUGGAGGUAAGAAGUGGUCAGCGAAUUACUCUAGCAUCUAUCAGUGGUAACCAUGAUGAAGUAUGGGACGAGAAAGUUUUAUCAAUAAACAUGGACAAAUCUUAUUCUGUUUUCUUCGAAGCCGAGACUGGGACAUCUGAAUACACCUACAUUGCCUUAGAUGAUGUAUCUUUCACCCCUGAAUGUAAAACAGGUGUUGGUCCACCACCAAUCAAUAGUACCUGCGAGCCUGAUGAACUACAGUGCAGGACAGGAGAGUGUAUUCCUGCAGCUUUCUUCUGUGAUUGCUUUGCAGACUGUAUUGAUGGUUCUGACGAAAUUGACUGUAGUGACUCUUGUACAACAGUGAUGACACGUCCUUCUAUAAAGACAACUCAAGGAUAUACGAGCAGCACCACCACCACUACACCAAACCCCAAUGCCUGUCUCGACACCGAGUUUGCAUGUGAUGACAAUUGGUACACCUGUAUUCCAUCCCUUCUCCUCUGCGAUGGGAUUGCAGAUUGUCCCAAUGAGGGCGAUGAGAAACAUUGUCCAGAAAAGACUCCUUGUGACUCCGGAUUUUUCUACUGCGCUGACCGUUUCAUGGAGGUCCCAUGUAUGCGGGUAUCUAACCUAUGUGAUGGCAAGGUGCAAUGCCAAACUUACAAAGCUGAUGAGUCUCUCUGUGGACAGUGUCCUGACAACUACUGUCAAAAUAAUGGCGAAUGUGAUGCUGCAAAUGGGGGUGCCCCAGUCUGCAAAUGCCCCAGCAAGUACACUGGUAACCGAUGUGAGUUGGUGGCUGCUCCGACUACCACUCUCACCCCAGUCUCGACCCUCACCACCACCACCAAACAGCCUCCCAGGGCUGGUCUCGGCCCAGGUGCUAUUGUUGGCAUUGUGCUUGGUGUUCUCCUCUGUAUUAUUCUACUAGCACUAUUAGCUUAUUAUUUUAUAAAAAAGAGACAGUUCCAACCUUUGAGAGAGGAAAGCAAUUGGGAUGACCCUCGCCAUCAGCCUUAUUUCGGGCUGGAUAUGCCACAACCCACAGAAGAUGAAUAUCCCUUGGAAGAUAUCCACAAAUCUAAUACUGCAGAAGGAGCUUCUAACCCAUCUUUCCUCAAAGAUUUUGAUGAAUCUUCAUCAAGUAAACCUGUAUCAGACUUGUAAGCUUAUUUAUAUACAUAUUAGACUUGAUAUAAUGAGUAUCUCAUUACUGUAUUUUCCUAUUAUAGGUAUUUAUUUAACUUUCAGGAUAUGACCUGUAUGUUCAUGUAAUUUCCUGUGGCAAGUAUUCCAUAUAGGUAUUUCCAAAUACAUACCUGUAAAAUAUGUAUAAAGCAAGACAAUUGUGAUAAAGCAUGACAUUAUAUAUAUGGUAUAUAUAUAUUCUUAGGGGGAUAUUUUUAAUUGUUCUAGGUUAUUAAUAGUAAGGUAUUUUAUCUCAAUAUAUUUCUCUGUAAUAUUUUAAGCAUUGUAUGUAGAUAAAAUUGUAGAGUCCAAAUUAAACAUUUUGCUAGUCCAUAUUUUA